Molecule: messenger RNA, 508 nt
Organism: Elaeis guineensis (African oil palm)
Lineage: Eukaryota; Viridiplantae; Streptophyta; Magnoliopsida; Arecales; Arecaceae
Source: RefSeq, a predicted model, not a curated record
UAUUUCUUUCUUCCUCAAUCUUCAAACUUUGGGAAAGUAGAUGAAUUUUCCUUUUCAGGUCUCUCUUUUUUCUUUUAAUUUGGUUUGAAGCAGGAAUCUGGAGAUACAGUGAUGUCGAAUUCAAGACCUCUGAGUUUUGUUACCAAUGUGGGAGGAAGGAUACAAAAGGAAGAAGUCAAAUCGGCAAUGGAGCAGUAUGAGAAGUUUCAUGACUGUUAUGGGGGGAACGAGGAGACAAGGAAGGCCAACGCCGCCGACUUGUCAAAAAAGUACUAUGAUCUUGUAACCAGCUUCUACGAAUAUGGCUGGGGCGACUCCUUUCACUUCGCAAACAGAUAUAAAGGAGAGACACUUCGAGAAAGCAUCAAGCGGUAUGAGCACUUUCUUGCCCUGCAACUAGGCUUGAAAAGGGGAAUGAAGGUGCUCGAUGUGGGUUGUGGAAUUGGUGGACCACUGCGAGAAAUAGCUAGAUUCAGGUAACCUUUACCACUCCCCCUACUAGUUGGUC